AUGGCUGCCCUGAUCGCAGAGAACUUCCGCUUCCUGUCGCUCUUCUUCAAGAGCAAGGAUGUGAUGAUUUUCAACGGGCUGGUGGCGCUGGGCACAGUGGGCAGCCAGGAGCUGUUCUCGGUCGUGGCCUUCCACUGCCCCUGCUCGCCGGCCCGCAACUACCUGUAUGGGCUGACAGCCAUCGGUGUGCCCGCCCUGGCGCUCUUCCUCAUCGGCAUCAUCCUCAACAACCACACCUGGAACCUAGUCGCCGAGUGCCAGUACCGGAGGGCCAAGAACUGCUCGGCUGCCCCCAACUUCCUCCUUCUAAGCUCCAUCCUGGGCCGUGCGGCUGUGGCCCCCGUUACCUGGUCUGUCAUCUCCCUGCUGCGCGGUGAGGCUUACGUCUGCGCUCUCAGUGAGUUCGUGGACCCCUCCUCACUCACAGCCGAAGAAGGAGGCUUCCCACCAGCCCACGCCACUGAAAUCCUGGCCAGGUUCCCCUGCGGCGAGGGCCCUGCAAACCUGUCAGGCUUCCGGGAGGAGGUCAGCCGCAGGCUUAAGUAUGAGUCCCAGCUCUUUGGGUGGCUGCUCAUUGGCGUGGUGGCAGUGCUGGUGUUCCUGACCAAGUGCCUCAAGCAUUACUGCUCGCCACUCAGCUACCGCCAGGAGGCCUACUGGGCGCAGUACCGCGCCAACGAGGACCAGCUGUUCCAGCGCACGGCGGAGGUGCACUCGCGCGUGCUCGCUGCCAACAACGUACGACGCUUCUUCGGCUUCGUGGCGCUCAACAAGGAUGACGAGGAGCUGGUUGCCAACUUCCCAGUGGAAGGGACACAGCCACGACCACAGUGGAACGCCAUCACCGGCGUCUAUCUGUACCGGGAGAACCAGGGCCUCCCGCUCUACAGCCGCCUGCACAAGUGGGCCCAGGGGCUGGCGGGCAACGGCGCGGCCCCUGACAAUGUGGAGAUGGCCCUGCUGGCCUCCUAGCGGUCCACUCCCCGGGAGCUUUGCACUGCUUGGUCCAAAACCACACCCCACUGCCUGCUCACACCAGCAUCCGAAGGGGAUUUUUUUCCCCCUAAACUGGCUUCUCGGGCAAACAGGCCAGGGGAGAGGGACACAAGGCAAUCCAGGGUGCAGAGAGAUCCAGUAGACAAUGUCGUCAGCUCUGACCUGAAGAAAUUCCACCUCCUGUUCCCGCCAGCCAACCUGGUCAACAGCUUGGGGAAAAGACUUUCCCAGAACUGGUCUCUCAUUCACUAUGACGUGGACGAUCUUUUACCGUUGGGACUCCAAGCUGGGAAGCCCCAGCUGGCAGGUCCAGGUCACAGUGAAAGUCACCAGCAGGCUCCUUGCACAGUACAUUGUGCAGUUAACUUGUGUCUAAUUGCACAGGGACACCCAGCUCAGCAGUGCGCCACUGGGAAGCUGCCCUUCGGUGGAUGCCUCUGGCCUUGUUUUGUACACUUGAAUUUUUGAUAAAGCUUUUCUUACUAUAAGGGACCAGCUUGGUGUCUGCAUGAUUGAAUGGGCCAUGCGACAGCAGGCUGGUGGGCACGGGGCCAGGCCCAAACCCCACAUCCUGUGGGAGGGGAGGGGACGGGACUAAAAUGCCACAGAGGUGGCAGCAGUACAGAGAACUCCAGGUGUCACACACAGGACAAGGCCCUGGGCUGAUCUCUUUGCAUUUGGAUUUGAUUGUCUGAUUUGGUCUGGGGAACAGAUGAGGCCUGGCCUUUCUCAGAGGGAAGCUCAGAGGAAGUUUGAAAUUUCUAGCCUCAGAAGAUCCUGCACUCACAGAGCUAGCUAGUGUAACCCAGUGCUACUACCCAGGCCAGCCCCAGCUCCUCCUUCCUCCCACCCCUGCCCCACUACUACCUCCACCAUCUCCAAAACGUUCCUGGCAUAUGACUCAGUCAUUUCCCAUGGAAAAGCUCUCGGGACAUUUAGGGCUCUGCCAGAGAAAACUUUUAAUUCCCUCAGAGCUAAGCCAAAAAAGAACUGGCUUCAACAAAGAGCUGGGCCUGUGCUACCCUCCAAGAACUCUGGAAUAUACCAGAUGGAGAGAGUUUAGGUGGCCUGGGCUGAGACAUCAUCAGCGGUUUAAGCUAUGCCUGUGGCUGUCCUCUGCAGCCUAGGUUUCCCAACUUUCCCUUCUGGGCUGUGUCCUGCUGUCCCGGCCUCACAGCCUCCACUGCAGGGUGAAAGCACUCGCCGAGCUGAGGCUGAGGGAGGCCCAGAGACUCUGAGAUCGUAGGUGGGGACCCACUCCCUGAACCCUACCAGCCCCCUCUGGCUGGACCGAUAGCCUGCCAGGGACAAAAUGGCCCUGAUCACGAGAUCCUUGGGAGUCAGCCCAUCCGCUCUUGUUUCCCAGGGGACUCCCCUGAAGGAGGGACACUCGGCUUUUAU
Propithecus coquereli (Coquerel's sifaka) is the source of this 2397-nucleotide messenger RNA. It is a transcript of the gene CALHM2, whose product is annotated as calcium homeostasis modulator 2. Gene Ontology annotation, molecular function: monoatomic cation channel activity. The record is from RefSeq and is a predicted model, not a curated record. The transcript has 2 exons. NCBI's taxonomy places the organism in Eukaryota, Metazoa, Chordata, Mammalia, Primates, Indriidae. The coding region runs from base 1 to 972 and encodes 323 amino acids.